AUGGUGUUUCCUCACUGUUUAGCAUCUCUAUGUCUCUCCUCUCUUCUUCUAACUCUUGUUCUUUUUGCAUCUGACAUUACUUGUUCAUCAAAUAAUGUCACCAAAAUCGGCAAUGGCUAUAGUCUUAUCUCCAUUCAAGAGACCUCUGAUGGUGCCCUUGUUGGACUCCUUCAAAUUAACAAGAAAACCAAAAUCUAUGGUCCUGAUAUUCCCCUUCUUAGGUUCUAUGCUAAGCAUGAAACAGAUAACCGUUUAAGGGUACACAUAACAGAUGCAAACAAGCAAAGAUGGGAAGUACCCUACAACCUAAUACCAAGGGAACAACCACCGUCAUUGACACAAACAAUAGGAAAGUUCAAGAAGGUUGACCCUAUUGAAGUCUCAGAGUAUUCAGGUUCUGAGCUUCUAUUCAGCUACAUUUCAAACCCAUUUAGUUUUUCAGUCAAAAGAAAAUCAAACGGCGAAACCCUUUUCAAUUCCACAUCCACUUUUUCAGACCCUUUUAGUUCACUUGUUUUCAAAGACCAGUAUCUUGAGAUUUCAACAAAGUUACCAAAAGAUGCAUCUUUAUAUGGUUUGGGAGAGAACACACAGCCACAUGGGAUUAAGUUGUAUCCAAGUGAUCCUUACACUUUGUAUACAACUGAUAUAUCAGCUAUUAAUCUUAAUGCUGAUUUGUAUGGAUCACAUCCUAUGUAUAUGGAUCUGAGAAAUAAUGGUGGUCAAGCUUCUGCACAUGCUGUUCUUUUGUUGAAUAGUAAUGGAAUGGAUGUUUUUUAUAGAGGAAAUUCUCUUACUUACAAGGUUAUUGGUGGUGUCUUUGAUUUUUACUUCUUUUCUGGUCCUACUCCUUUGAAUGUUGUUGAUCAGUAUACUUCUUUGAUUGGAAGACCUGCUCCUAUGCCUUACUGGGCUUUUGGAUUCCACCAAUGCAGAUGGGGAUAUCACAAUCUAUCAGUUGUGGAAGAUGUUGUGGAUAGUUACAAGAAGGCUCAAAUCCCACUUGAUGUGAUUUGGAAUGACGAUGACCACAUGGACGGACACAAAGACUUCACACUCAAUCCAAACAACUAUCCUCGUCCUAAGCUUCUAAACUUCUUAAACAAGAUUCACAGCAUCGGCAUGAAGUACAUUGUCAUUAUUGACCCUGGAAUUGGUGUUAACUCCAGUUACGGUGUAUAUCAAAGAGGUUUGGCUAACGAUGUUUUCAUCAAGUACGAAGGUGAACCUUUCUUGGCUCAAGUUUGGCCUGGAGCGGUAAACUUUCCUGAUUUUCUCAAUCCGAAGACAGUAUCUUGGUGGGGUGACGAGAUCCGCCGCUUCCAUGAACUCGUACCUGUUGAUGGCCUAUGGAUUGACAUGAACGAAGCCUCGAAUUUCUGUUCUGGUAAAUGCACAAUUCCAAAGGGAAAGAUAUGUCCAAGUGGAACAGGACCGGGAUGGAUCUGUUGCUUGGAUUGCAAGAACAUCACCAAAACAAGAUGGGACGAUCCUCCUUACAAAAUCAACGCUUCAGGAAUACAAGCUCCAAUAGGAUACAAAACAAUAGCCACUAGUGCAACCCACUAUAACGGCGUCUUGGAGUAUGAUGCUCAUAGUAUCUAUGGUUUCUCACAAUCUGUCGCAACACACAAGGGUCUUCUUGCAAUCGAAGGUAAAAGGCCUUUUAUUUUGUCGCGAUCCACUUACGUCGGUUCGGGGAAAUAUGCUGCACAUUGGACAGGUGACAACCAAGGAACAUGGGAGAAUUUGAGGUAUUCAAUAUCCACAAUGUUGAAUUUUGGUAUCUUCGGUGUUCCAAUGGUUGGUUCAGACAUUUGUGGAUUCUAUCCACAACCAACUGAAGAACUAUGCAACCGAUGGAUCGAAGUAGGUGCUUUCUACCCUUUUUCAAGAGAUCAUGCAAACUACUACUCCCCUAGACAGGAGCUUUACCAAUGGGAUUCAGUAGCUCAAUCAGCUAGAAACGCUUUAGGUAUAAGAUACAAGAUUCUCCCAUAUCUUUACACUUUAAACUAUGAAGCUCAUGUCAGUGGAUCACCAAUUGCAAGACCACUUUUCUUCACUUUCCCAACAUACACCGAAUGUUACGGCCUCAGCACUCAGUUUUUGCUCGGAAGCAGUCUCAUGAUAUCGCCAGUGCUUGAGCAAGGAAAAACACAAGUGAAAGCGUUGUUUCCUCCCGGUAGUUGGUACAGUUUACUUGAUUGGACUCACACCAUAACAUCCAAAGACGGAACUUAUGUUACACUCGACGCACCUCUUCAUGUAGUAAAUGUCCAUUUAUAUCAGAACACCAUUCUUCCAAUGCAGCAAGGUGGCUUGAUCUCCAAGGAAGCUAGAACAACGCCAUUCACACUCAUUGUAACAUUCCCGGGUGGCGCAACAGAAGGAGAAGCUAAAGGUACGCUUUUCAUCGAUGACGACGAACGUCCAGAAAUAAAGCUUGGAAAUGGAUAUUCUAGUUUUAUCAAUCUAUACGCGAGUGUGAAACAAGGAGGUGUGAAAGUGUGGUCAGAAGUUCAAGAGGGUAAGUUUGCUUUGGACAAAGGCUUGAUCAUUGAUUCAAUAUCUGUGUUGGGAUUGGAUGGAAAUGUUGGAGCAGUGGCAUCACUUGAGUUAGACGGAAAACCUUUGAUUGGUAAGUCGGGGUUGGAUGUUACUACUUCUGAACAUGUGGAUUUGAAUGGUGAAGGAAAUGGAGAAAGUAAGACUGUGAUGGUUGCAUUGAGAGGUUUGAGCAUCCCUGUUGGUAAGAACUUUGCUAUGACAUGGAAAAUGGGAUGA
Lathyrus sativus (Indian pea) is the source of this 2787-nucleotide messenger RNA. NCBI's taxonomy places the organism in Eukaryota, Viridiplantae, Streptophyta, Magnoliopsida, Fabales, Fabaceae. The record is from the annotation of a GenBank genome assembly.